Molecule: messenger RNA, 1771 nt
Organism: Copidosoma floridanum
Lineage: Eukaryota; Metazoa; Arthropoda; Insecta; Hymenoptera; Encyrtidae
Product: calcium-independent phospholipase A2-gamma
Biological process (GO): arachidonate metabolic process
Cellular component (GO): membrane
Source: RefSeq, a predicted model, not a curated record
UUUACUGCAGACAUAAAUUGGUUGCUUUGCAAAAUAUGCAGAAAUGUUGCGUAGUAAACGAAGGCUAGUUAGUUACCUUAGCAAUUUUUUCAGCAAAUAUCAUUUUGUGCUUCUCAUUAAACCGCGGAGUAACUUUAUUCACGAGCUUUCCCAUCCACAAAUGGAAACUGUUAAAAAGUUUUCGGUGGUUGACAACUCUAAGCUAUCUGAGAAACAACUUAAACAACAAAGUGAGACUUGUGUAGAAAAACCCAAAGCUACGCAGCAAAACCUUGCAACCACAUUGCCGAUCUACUAUAAAAUAUCACAGCCACAGAUGCAAAAUAAAUCGGACAAUUUGACCUCAGUGAGCCCAUUGAAAAAAGAAAUACACUAUUAUGUACCUCAGAUUCUGAUCGAUUUGAUACCAAAGUUAAGCAUCAAAACUAAAGAUGUAUUUUUACCUACUGUACAAAAGUGGAACAGUAGUUUGUCUAAAAGUAUUUCAAAAAAUUCUAUUGUAUCAAGAACGAGGCAUAUUUUGAAUAGUAUUGUCACUGCUGAAUCAAAUUCUUCCAGGUGGAAAAGAAUAGAGGAUCUGUUACAGCUUAUUGAUCAGUUUCCUGAAGCUAAACAUCAGGCUGUAAAAGACGGUGCUGUCAGUAUUUUACUUCAAACUCGAAAAGUGACCAAAGAUGAAAAUAUCCAAGAAUCUCUUCGAGAAGCACUUGCUGUACUAGGCUACAUAGACCCUUUACCUGCUCGUGGUAUAAGAAUUCUGGCUAUUGAUGGUGGCGGUAUUCGUGGUGUUGUAGUUAUAGAAAUGUUGAAAAAGUUAGAACAACUGACAGGCAAAAAAAUACAUAAAAUUUUUGACUAUGUUUGUGGAGUUAGCACAGGUGCCAUUUUAUCAGCUGUACUGGGAAGCCACCAAAGGAAAUCACUAGAUGAAAUUUCAGAACUGUAUAAAGAAUUAAGUGCAAAAAUAUUCACGCAGAGCACAUUACGAGGUACCAGUAACCUAGUAUGGAGCCACGCAUAUUAUAAUACGGAGUUGUGGGAACAAAUGUUGCAGGAAAAUUUGGGCAUAAAAAAUUUAAUUAAAACCACACGGGACCCGAAUACACCAAAAUUCUCAGCUGUUUCUGCUAUAGUCAAUCACGAAAGGGUGAUGGCAUACGUCUUCAGAAACUACUCAAUACCAAUUGGUAUAGAAAGUCAGUAUGCAGGAUCCUACAAACAUAAGUUGUGGGAAGCAGUUAGAGCGUCUGCUGCAGCUCCUAGUUAUUUUGAAGAAUUCAAAUGUGGAAAUUUUCUUCACCAGGAUGGAGGAAUUAUGGUCAAUAAUCCAUGUGCUCUUGCUAUACAUGAAGCUAAACAACUAUGGCCCAAUAGACCAAUACAGUGUGUAAUCUCUUUUGGUACUGGAAGAAUUCCAUAUAUUUCUGGUGUUUGUAAAAAAGAAAAAAGAGAAGCUACAACAUCUAGUUGGAAAGAAAAGUUUUAUAAGAUUCUUGACAGUGCAACAGAUACAGAAUCUGUGCACAUAAUGCUGAAUGAUUUACUUCCAGACAACGUAUAUUUCCGAUUCAAUCCAUAUUUAACUGAAAUGCUUACCAUGGUAGAAAUACGGCCAGAAAAAAUUUCUCAACUGGAGCAAGAUGCUGCUAUGUACAUUCGUAGAAACGAAGAAAAAUUUCAACAGGCAGCAAAAGUACUUUUGUUAAAGAAGACAUCCAUACAAAAGAUUAUUGAUUGGUUUAAGUUGCAAAAACAUAUUUUUGGCAUUUAA